AUGAAAGAUACGGAAGUGACGGCGGAGCUAGUAACUCCGGGAGAUGUACUCGGGAAUGCGACUGAGCUCAAAGCCGGCAAAGGAGCUUACCUCAAUGACACCACCAUCUACGCUUCCCUCACUGGAACCCGCCGGAUUCUUCCUCCUCUUCCCGAAUCCCUUGACCAGAGAGCCACUGUGGAAGUUACCGGUCACAAGGCACAUGGGCCUGUUCCUGAGCCUGGUUCUCUUGUCAUUGCAAGGGUGACGAAAGUUAUGGCGCGGAUGGCUGCUGCUGAUAUCCUAUGUGUCGGUCCAAAGGCCGUUUGUGAAAAAUUUGCGGGGAUAAUCAGGCAACAAGAUGUUAGAGCAACAGAGAUUGACAAAGUUGACAUGCAUUUGUCUUUCCGUCCUGGUGACAUCGUUAGAGCUCUCGUUCUGUCUCUUGGUGAUGCGCGGGCUUACUAUCUGUCAACUGCUAAGAAUGAACUUGGUGUGGUCUCAGCGGAAAGUGCUGCAGGUGAGACAAUGGUUCCCAUAAGCUGGACAGAGAUGCAGUGCCCAUUGUCAAGCCAAACUGAGCCGAGAAAAGUUGCCAAGGUGGGCAGUUAA
Molecule: messenger RNA, 591 nt
Organism: Arabis nemorensis
Lineage: Eukaryota; Viridiplantae; Streptophyta; Magnoliopsida; Brassicales; Brassicaceae
Source: the annotation of a GenBank genome assembly